Messenger RNA from Eruca vesicaria subsp. sativa (arugula), 876 nucleotides. Lineage: Eukaryota; Viridiplantae; Streptophyta; Magnoliopsida; Brassicales; Brassicaceae. The record is from the annotation of a GenBank genome assembly.
AUGGCGUUUACGACCACCAACAUCUGCUCCCUACGCUCUUCAGUUCCCCUAAACCCUAGAUUCCGUCCCUUCCACCAUCCUCGUAAUUCCCCUUUCCGUGUCUCCUUCAAUCUCUCCCCCAAAAACCCUAAAACCAUCGUCUUCGCAACCGCCGCCGCCUCCUCCACAUCUCCGCCAACACUCUCCGCCAAGCCCUCUUCUCAGUUUCCCUUCUCCGACUCAACCAAAUCAAUCACGACCCUCGCGAUUCUUGCCGGAAUCGUAACCAAAUCCCUUAUCCAGAAACUCUCCACCGCCGUCGUAACCCUAUCCCCACAGAUUCAAGCUUCCCUCCGAGUCUCAGGUCCUUUGUUCUUCGCGGCGAUUCGUGACCGUCCCGCUGGUUAUCUCAACACUCCGUUGACAGUCGUCGCCGCUGGUCUGUCCAAGUGGCUUGAUAUCUACAGUGGUGUGCUGAUGGUUAGAGUCUUGCUCAGUUGGUUCCCCAACAUUCCUUGGGAUCGUCAGCCUCUCUCUGCCAUCAGAGACCUUUGUGAUCCUUAUCUCAACCUCUUCAGGAACAUUAUCCCUCCCGUCUUUGAUACGCUUGACGUCAGCCCUUUGCUUGCUUUUGCUGUCUUGGGAACUUUGGGUUCCAUUCUCAACAAUAGCAGAUGAUUCUUCAACUUAUUAAUUACUACUCUGCUUUCAAUGUUUAUGGAUCUUUGGUGUUUUAUAUAUUGUCUUUUAGUUAAUGCAUUUGGAGUUAUAAGCUAAUGUAUUGGACUCAUAUGUUUCAGUAUCAAAAUAUAUCUUAUGUUCUGUCAGUGAAUGAAUCAGUUUGGUGUCAAUGUGAAAGCUUCGAAAUUGUUGUUUGUUAUUAGUACUAUGCAGUGA